Messenger RNA from Hypoxylon fragiforme, 2289 nucleotides. RefSeq names its product vacuolar sorting protein 1. Gene Ontology annotation, molecular function: GTP binding; microtubule binding; GTPase activity. Lineage: Eukaryota; Fungi; Ascomycota; Sordariomycetes; Xylariales; Hypoxylaceae. The transcript is spliced from 5 exons. Gene Ontology annotation, biological process: peroxisome organization. Gene Ontology annotation, cellular component: microtubule; cytoplasm; membrane. Bases 181 to 2028 code for a protein of 615 amino acids. The record is from RefSeq and is a predicted model, not a curated record.
UUGUUUGUGUGGAGGCCCGGUUUUGAGACUAAGCUCUUCGCCUUCAACUCGAGACUACUACUAUACCUCCUUAGGUGCAUAGUAGAAACGUAGCCUUAUUCUACGACUCCCUCGUUAGUGAAGUUUGGUUUGUACACAUAUUCCGACGUCGAAAAUCAGAUUAGACCUGGACUGCCCAACAUGGCCGAUACUCUAGUAACCCCGGGAGGUAUCUCGGAUCCUGCCCUCAUCAAACUUGUCAACAGGCUUCAAGACGUCUUCUCCACGGUCGGCGUCAACAAUCCUAUCGAUCUGCCCCAAAUUGUUGUUGUUGGAAGUCAGUCUAGUGGAAAGAGUUCCGUCUUAGAGAACAUCGUCGGGAGAGACUUCUUACCUCGAGGAUCCGGUAUCGUGACGAGGCGACCUCUCGUUCUUCAGUUAAUCAAUCGACCCGCGACUUCACACGCGAACGGAGUUAAUGACGAUGUCGCUAAUUCUUCGGACAAGGCAGCUAACCCAGACGAGUGGGGCGAGUUUUUGCAUAUCCCUGGACAGAAGUUCUACGAUUUUAACAGAAUCCGGGACGAAAUCAGCCGGGAGACGGAGGCAAAGGUUGGUCGCAAUGCUGGCAUUUCGCCUGCCCCGAUCAACCUAAGAGUUUAUUCUCCCAACGUCCUCACCCUAACGCUCGUCGAUUUGCCGGGUCUGACGAAGGUUCCAGUGGGAGAUCAGCCAAGAGAUAUCGAGCGGCAAAUCAAAGACAUGGUCCUCAAGUAUAUCCAGAAGUCAAACGCGAUCAUUCUGGCUGUCACAUCUGCCAACAUCGAUUUGGCUAACUCGGAUGGUCUGAAGCUCGCCAGAGAAGUAGACCCGGAAGGACAGAGAACGAUCGGAGUUUUGACAAAGGUGGAUCUCAUGGACGAAGGCACCGAUGUCGUUGAUAUUCUUGCUGGCCGCAUUAUUCCACUUCGGCUAGGCUAUGUCCCUGUUGUCAACAGAGGGCAACGAGAUAUCGACAACAAGAAGCCUAUUUCCUCCGCUCUUGAAGCAGAGAAGAACUAUUUCGAAAACCACAAGGCCUACCAGAAUAAGAGCACGUAUUGCGGUACUCCGUAUCUAGCAAGGAAGUUGAACCUGAUUCUGAUGAUGCACAUCAAGCAGACUCUGCCAGAUAUUAAGGGCAGAAUUACUAGUUCUCUCCAAAAAUAUUCUGCUGAGUUGGAUUCUUUAGGACCGUCAAUGCUAGGAAACAGCGGGAACAUUGUUCUGAACAUUAUUACCGAGUUUACUAACCAGUGGCGAACCGUCUUGGAAGGCAAUAACGGCGAGCUGUCCAGCACCGAGCUUUCUGGUGGUGCCCGAAUCAGUUUUGUGUUCCACGAGCUGUACUCCAAUGGUGUGAAGGCGGUUGAUCCUUUUGAUGUUGUCAAGGAUGUCGAUAUCAGAACGAUACUGUACAACUCAUCUGGUUCCUCGCCAGCACUCUUCGUUGGAACGACCGCAUUCGAAGUCAUCGUCAAGCAGCAGAUAAAGCGGCUUGAAGAGCCUAGUCUGAAAUGUGCCUCACUCGUUUAUGACGAGCUGGUGCGCAUUCUGACACAGCUUCUUUCUAAGGCAUUAUACCGAAGAUACCCAUCGCUCAAGGAGAAGUUCCAUGGCGUGGUUAUCGGGUUCUUCAAGAAGGCCAUGGAGCCUACCAACAAACUUGUUAGGGAUCUUGUUUCCAUGGAAUCUUGCUAUAUCAACACCGCCCACCCCGACUUCCUCAAUGGACACCGAGCCAUGGCCAUUGUAAACGAGCGGUAUAAUGGGGCGAAGCCUGUACAAGUUGACCCCAAAACUGGAAAGCCUCUACCAGCUACGGCUACUACUCCGGCUCGUGCUGCUAGUCCCUCGAUAGAAAACUUGGACAACAACUCGGGCUUUUUCGGAAGUUUCUUUGCCGCCAAGAACAAGAAGAAGGCUGCCGCCAUGGAGGCUCCUCCUCCGACACUCAAGGCUUCCGGGACUUUGUCGGAGAGGGAAAACAUUGAAGUUGAGAGCUCUUAAUCGCUUCCUAUUUCAACAUUGUUAAAAGAACAAUGAUUGACAUGGUCCCCAAAGCCAUCAUGCUCAACCUCGUCACGUUUACAAAAGAUGAAAUGCAACGAGAACUCCUGGAGAACAUGUACCGUAACGAGUCUUACGACGAACUACUAAAGGAGAGUGACUACACUGUCCGCAGACGGAAGGAAUGCCAGCAGAUGGUCGAAUCGCUUAGUAAGGCCAGCGAGAUCGUCAGCCAAGUGCAGUAAGGUGUGGAGGGGCUAU